AUGGAACUCUCGGUUCGACUCUGGAAAUCUCUUCCUCACUCAAAGGGGCCCUUGGUAAGCGGCCCAGCACGCGGUCCAGUCAUCCUAGAUGCGAAAGGCAACUUGGUUUGGAUGGAAAACGAUAAAUUCGAGCAGGCGAUGAAUCUGAUGUUCGAAUGGCGCGCCACUGACCGUAUCCGGAUGAGCGAUGUAUUCAGCAGUCCUUCGCGCAAGGAUGGACACGGCAAAUCCAAAAAAGACGCCUUUGACUUCUUCCACGUCAAUAGUGUCGACAAGACUGACACCGGCGACUACAUCAUCUCGGCGCGUUACAUGCACGCCAUAGUGUGCAUCAGUUCGAAGACGGGCGACAUCCUGUGGCAACUCGGCGGCAAGAACAACAACUUUGAAGAUGUCAACGGAGCAACCGAUUUCGCCUGGCAACACCAUGUGACGUGGCAGGGCAACAACACGAUAUCCCUCUUUGACAACCACGCCAACAACGUCUUUCACAGCCCGUCCAAACACAGCAAGGACAAGAUCCUCAACGUGUCCCAAGGCUCUGUGCAAAUGAUUCCAGAAAGCGGCAACGUGCUGGUUGGAUUCGGCAACUCACCCACCUUCGUCGAGUAUUCAGCGGAUGGCAAGGUUCUCUGCAAAGCACACUUUGCGCCCCACCUCUUAUAUGAGAUCAUCGAAUUUGGAUUCGUCAAAUCGUACCGCGUGUUCAAGAAGCCGUGGGUGGGCAGGCCAAAGACAAUACCGGAUGUGAAGGUGAAGGGAAGGAAAGUGUACGUGAGUUGGAAUGGAGCGACCGAGGUCACAGGGUGGAGAUUAGAGACGACUAGGGCGCUGGAGGCCAAGGACCACGAGUUCGCGACGACUCAAGCAUUGAAGCGUGACGGGUUCGAGACGAGCUUUGCGCUUUACAAGAACGAGAAGUAUGUGAGGAUUGCAGCGCUGGACGCACGCGAAUGA
Messenger RNA from Fonsecaea multimorphosa CBS 102226, 957 nucleotides. RefSeq lists its product as uncharacterized. Lineage: Eukaryota; Fungi; Ascomycota; Eurotiomycetes; Chaetothyriales; Herpotrichiellaceae. The record is from RefSeq and is a predicted model, not a curated record. The transcript is spliced from 2 exons. Bases 1 to 957 code for a protein of 318 amino acids.